AUGUCUGAUGAGAAUAAGGAUAAAUUAAAGCGGUUUUUAGUAGAACUACCUUCACAAUUAGAAUUUACAAAUUCAUCAUCAAUUCAAUCAUAUUUAUAUAAAAUUUUAUAUUUUACAUCUACAAGUAAUGGCAAAUAUUUAAACAAUUUAUUUCCUGGAUUUCCUAGUUUUACAACAAAUGAUGAAAAUCUUAUUAAUAAUCUCAAAAAUCAAGAUUUUAAUAUUACAACAUUGGAUGAAUUAAGUAGAUUUUAUUAUCAAGAAAAAAGACAUUCUAAUUAUUCACAUCCUCAAAAAAAACCAUGUGCAAGAUUAUUUAAAUCCGGUGAUGCAGUUUAUAGAUGUGAAGAUUGUGGAUUUGAUGAUACUUGUGUCUUAUGUUCAUUUUGUUUUAAUCCUCAAGAUCAUAUAGAUCAUAAUGUUUCAAUGUAUACGUCACAAGGUCUUUCUGGUGGAGUUUGUGAUUGUGGAGAUCCUGAAGCUUUCAUAAAUCCUUUACAUUGUAAAUGUGCAACUACUACAAAAAAAGAAGAUGAAAAUAUGGAUUUUGUAUUUGAAAGUUUAUAUCAGACUAUUAAAAUUUGUCUAAAAUAUAUUUUAGAUGUUACGAAUUCAACUGUUUCAACGUUACCAUUAAUUCACAGUGUUUUGAAAAGAUCAGAUACAACACUAGAUGCAAAAACCUUAUCUAAUUAUUUUUCAUUACCAUUUGGUCAUUAUGGAGGAGCAAGAGAUGACAAUUCAGCAGAUAAAUGGUAUUUGAUACUAUGGAAUGAUGAAUUUCAUGAUUUAGGACAAGCUGUGAGAUCAAUAAAGUUAGGUACUGGAUUCAAUGAUCCAAAAGCAACUGGAGUUGCUCAAAAAAUAGAUAAAGAAGGUUAUUGUAUACUCAAAGAAGGUAAAUCAGUCAAUGAAUUAUUAUCAUCAAAAUUCUAUGUUGAACAAGAUGGUUUAAUAGCAACAAUAGUAUCAGCUCGUGAUUUUCAAAGAGAAAUUAUUGUUAAAAACAUUUUCCUUUGGUUUGAAGAUAUAUUAAAUUCAACAAAUGAAUCUUUUAAAAAUUUAAGUAGAGAUGCUUUAACCCUGUUAUUAAUUGAUAGAGAUUUUACUUUUUCAAAAGUAUUUCCAGCAGAAUUUAUAGCAAGUAUAUCAAUGGUUUCAGAAACUAAAGAAAUUGGAUGUUAUAACAAUGGAAUCCCUCAAGAUGGUAAAUUUGUCAACUUAUCAGGUUUACCAAGAACAGAACCACUUUCAAGAUUUCAAAUACUAAUAUUAUAUCAAAUUAGAUUCCCUAAAAGUGUUCGAAAAAAAUUGGUAUCAAUACUUAUACCCAUCUUAGUAUCAAAUGUAGAAUUAAAACUGGAAUUUGCAAAACAAUUUACUGAAUUAUAUCCAUCAUUACUAGCAAUUUAUACAAGUUCAGAUCGUGAAGAUCAUUUAAAUUUGAUUAGUGAAAUUACUUCUCAAUUGUAUACUUGUCCAUUAACUAUGAAAGUAUUAUUACAAGAUUUGGGUGGGAAGUAUAUUUUAAAUGGAUUAACAAAUGUUAUACGAGAUCAUUGUUCUACUUGUGAUGUUGAAGGUCAUUAUUUAUUUGAAGACCUUGGUGAAGACACCCAAAGAGAAAGAAGAGUUAAAAGAGCAGUUAUGAGGGGUAUUCAUGAUUUAGAACAUUUUACUUCGAAAAAUUUAGAUUUGAGUUCUUACAUGAAUCAAGAUAAUUUACCGUCUUUAUUAAAUUUUUUGAACUUAUUCCAGGGGUACUUACCAUUUACAAGAAAAAGUGGAGAUCAUGUUGAACAUGAACUGAUGCACUUUAGGUAUCAUUCUGCAUUUUCAAUACCUAUUUUAUCAGCUGCUAGAAAUAUUGCAAAUAGUUCAUGCACCAAAAGUGAAAGAAGUAAUGCCAUUACAUCAAUACUAUCCGACUUAAAUUCCACGUUGACAAAAGUCAGUGAGUCAUCAAACGCUUUUGUUCAUGCAUUAACUACAUUUUUAUCAUAUUUACUACAACAUGGUGUACCUUCAACUGUUGACAAGAACAAAUUAUUAAUUGCCACUGAAACCUCACUUCGUACAAUAGUUUUAGCCUCACAAAUAAAAGUUGGUUUUUGGAUUAGAAAUGGAUAUUCGGUAUCAAGACAAGCAUCAAUGUACUUUGGAUCUGAUAUGUCAGAGUUUACUUAUUCACAAGACUUUUAUCUACAACAACUUUCUACACUUCUUGGAAAUCCAAAUGAUUUAGUUCAUAGAUUUAUCAAAGUUUGGGAAUUUGAUGAUUGGUUUACACAUGAUAAAGAAACAGUAUAUGAAGAUAGAUUUUAUUCAAUGGUUGAAAGAUUUGUUUCUUUUACAUAUAACUUAUUGACAGAUCGAUCAGCAUUUACUAAAUUACCAACAAGAGAUAAAGCUUUAAGAGAAGCCAAAAAAAAUAUGGCGUAUUAUUUAUGUGAAAAUGCAAGAAGAUAUUCCGUUAUAAAAUCAAAGUUUGAUCCGGAAGUUGCUUCAUUAGCUGAAUUUGAUGAAAUAUUAUAUGAAAUUGCAGAUUAUCAACCACCUUCUACUUUAUUAGAUACUGGAUUAUACAGAUUAAAAGAAAGUGUAAGUUUGGAAUUAGAUCCUAUAAGUUUAUUUUUAGAUCCUUCAAAAUUUCAAGUUAUUUCAGAUGUUUUAAUUAAAAAUACUUCCAAACUGAAAAAGAUUAAAGAAGAUGAAGUAAUUUUAAAACCAAUUAUAAUACCUUCCAAUGACGAUUCCGUGAAUCGAAAAAUUGGAGAAUUUGCUAAAACCACAAUUUUUUUCAAAUUAAUUUAUAAACUUUUACGUGUUGCAAUAGAUUCCUCAAAUGAAUCGUAUCUUCCACAACUUUUACAUUUGAUUCAUGCAAUAGUUUUAGAUGAUGAAAUCAAUUUUGGUCCAAACUAUCUAAAUCAAAAAUUUCUUGAUAUUCCAAUAUGUGAUCUUUUAUUAUCAAUAGUAGAUUCCAAAAUGUCCAAGUCAAUAGUUCGAAAAGCAGAUUAUUUAGUUGAACAAUUGAUAAAAAAAGAUGAUCAAAUUAUAGAAAAUUUAGUCAGUUGUUUCGGAGAGGAAUUUGUACAAAAAUUUAAAAAACGUAAAACUGAGAUAUUUGAAUCAAAUGAAGAAAGAGCUAAAAGAAAAGCUGAAGAACGUAAAAACAAAAUUUUGAAAAAAUAUUCAAAACGUCAAGAAAAAUUUUUGAGUAAAAAUAAAGAAUUUACAGAAGAAGUCCAUGACGAUCAUACUGAAAAUUCAAGAACUUGUGUACUUUGUGGGGAAAAAGAAAGUUCAGACAAGGCAUUUGGAAUAUUAUGUGCAACAACUGUACCUGGAAUAUUCUGGCAAUUAGAUUAUCAUAAAGUUAAUAAAAGAGAUACAGAUUUAUGGUCUCAAGAUUUAUAUGCUUACCAGGAUGAAAAUGAAUAUGGUGAAGGUUAUGAUCAUGAUAAUUUUCUGGAAGAAUGUGAAAGAACAGUAUAUUCAACAUGUGGUCAUGGAAUACAUUAUGAUUGUUUUAAAGGAGCUGGUGGUAAUAUGAAAUUUUAUCCAUGUUCAUUAUGCCAUAAUUAUUAUCAAUUUUUCAUUCCUUCCUUUGCAAAGAAUCUUGUUGAUGAGGACUCCGACCUUUUAUAUAAAACUACAAGUCUCAAUGGAGAGAAGAAACGAUUAUUACUUGAUUCAUUUAUACCUGAAAAACGUAAUGUGAAAUUAGAUAUUUAUAACAAUGUAAGUCAUGAAAAAGAACCAUAUAAAGAUUGGAUCAAUAUUUUAGCAAAUAGUAUACAAAUGAAUGAAAUGACAACUCGUUUAAAUGGUUUGGACGGUUACUCACAAUUUUUAAAACAAAUUCCAAAAUAUAGUAAAGUUUUAAUGAAGUCAUUAGUUCAAGCUAUCAUUUUGAUUCCAGAGUUAAAAUCCAAAAAAUUCUUCAAGAUAUUGGAAGGCAAUAAGGAAGUUGUAUGGAAUGGCCCCGGUGGUGAACUUAUUGAUAUUUUUAAUGAGACAAUAUAUUCUUUUUUCACUACUGAAGGAUCUUUAUCUACAAUAGUUCAAGAAAAUGUUGAAAAUUUAUUAUGGACAAUAGUUAUGUCCUACAUAGAUAUGGAUGUUGAUGCGCCAAUGGGCCUUACUAUAAGUCAUCCUGAUUUUACCAACAGCUGGAAAGAUGAUCCUUGUUUUGAGGUGUUCCAUGAGUUAUGGACCCGCUGGUUUAACAGUAAAGAAUUUGAAGAAGACAAUAAUCAUAUCCAUUGUUACUAUGUUUAUCAAAUAGCUCAACAAGUUAUUGGAAUUUAUUUAAGACAAGUGGUUAUUUUUCAAGAUGUUUUACUUUCUUUACAAGUUGGAGAUGACGUUAUUAGCAACUCAAUAUACCUGGAUAUGGAGCAAGAGAUCGAAAGCCAAAAAAAUAUAGUUGGUAUUGAACCAUUUUUCAAAGUUUUAAAAUUGACUCCUUUACAUGAUAUCAUUAGUAAAAUGAGAGCUGAACGUCCAGAUUCUGAAUUAAAAGCGUACAAAGUAAAUUUUCCAGGUCAAAUUAAAUUAACUACAUUACCAAAAGAUUAUCAACAAUGUUUAUUAUCAUUAACUGAAUUGAAUGCUGUCAACAAAGUAAAAUGUUUAUUAUGUGGUGAUUGGUUUACAACUCAAGCUUCUCAUCUGCAAAAAUGUGCAACCAAAAUAUUGGUAUUGUUCGAUCCAAAAAAGAAUAUUUUUAGAACUACUUUAUCACUUGGAACUCAUCCUAUUACUAUAGAUAUACCAGCUGCUUAUUUAACAAAACAUGGUGAACCAAAAUCUAUUAGAUAUAAAGGUAAAGCCACUUUAAAUGAAUUUAGAUUUAAAGAAUUUACUAAAUUAUGGUUAAAUCAAACAUUAUCAAGUUUUGUAACUAGGAACUUAUUUGGUCAUGCUCAUACUUUUCUUAAUGGUACACCUGCUUUUACAGUUCCAACGAAUGAUAUGAUGGAUGAAGAAGAUGAUGAUGAGGAAUGGAUGGAUGAAGAUGAAUUUAUGGUAUUUUAA
This is a messenger RNA of Lodderomyces jiufengensis, 5043 nucleotides long. RefSeq names its product E3 ubiquitin-protein ligase (gene UBR1). Gene Ontology annotation, biological process: ubiquitin-dependent protein catabolic process via the N-end rule pathway; protein ubiquitination. NCBI's taxonomy places the organism in Eukaryota, Fungi, Ascomycota, Pichiomycetes, Serinales, Debaryomycetaceae. The record is from RefSeq and is a predicted model, not a curated record. Gene Ontology annotation, cellular component: cytoplasm; ubiquitin ligase complex. Bases 1 to 5043 code for a protein of 1680 amino acids. Gene Ontology annotation, molecular function: ubiquitin protein ligase activity; zinc ion binding. The transcript has a single exon.